CUUCAAUUCCACGUACCCUGCCGAGCUCGAUUAGCAUGGUCCGUAUUCUCGCUGCUGCCCUCGCCGCCGGUGUCGUCGCCGGCCAGACCACGACGGCGCCUUCCGCCGCUGCCAACAAGUGGACCAUGACCACGAUCAACUCGGUGCAGGCGCGCGUCGUCUCGGACGCGGCGACGUGGGACGCGACCAACAAGAAGUUUGGCCUCGUCCUCAAGCAGAACACCAACACGUUCGAGGAGAAGUACCGCGCCGCCAUGGACACGGUCAACACGGCGUCCGUCGAAGGCGCGCUCUUCUACGUGCAGACCGAGGGCAUCAACAAGGCCGACUCGGUCAACUGCAUGCGCAAGACCAACAUGAGCUACGUCUGGUUCCUCAGCGUCACGAUCGUGCAGCCGACGUUCGCGAUCGCCGAGUACGCCGACAACUCGGGUGUCGUGCCCGAGUACGGCAAGUUCCUCGCCAUGGACAACGGCAUGUGCACGCCGCUCGACGCCAAGGGCACGCUGUCGCCCGAGUGCAUGACCAUCUCGGGCCUCAACUACAACAAGAACGUCGGCCCGUUCGUUGGCGGCGAGUCGCGCAAGGCCCACCAGUACGCCGCCUACGCCGACAACUACUGGUUCUCGUACCCCAACUCGUGCUACACGCGCAAGUUCGAGCAGAAGGACGAUGCGUGCCGCAAGAAGCAGCCCGGCGGUCUCUGCCCGCUCGGCACCAAGCCGGACGGUGUCACGUGCACGUACUCGUUCGAUAUCCUCGGCUACAUCCGCAUCGACGACCUCGUCGGCAUCACGAGCAUGAAGAACAGCCAGACGGGCCAGAACUACCGCGACCGCGUCGACUUUUGCAAGGACUCGAAGGUCGAGUACGACUUCGCCACCAAGACGUCGGACCUCACGUUCUGGGACAAGCCGCUCGAUGAGGAGGCCAACACGAACCGCACGACCGAGAUGUUGAAGCUCUACAACUCGCUCAUCAAAGAAGGCAAGGGCGACUACGCCCACAUGAAGCCGCUGCCGUCCGCCGAAGAGCUCGCCAAGACCAACCCGCCGUGCUGGAAGAACAGCCCCGUGUGCGCCAAGGCCCCUAACGGCUGCCGCCGCAAGCUGACGGCGCAGAUCUGCGAGGUCUGCUCGUCGCCCGCCGCCGACUGCAAGAAGCCGACGGCCUCGGAUGUCGUGCCGCCUGCCCUCACCAAGGCGGUCGAGCCCCCGCUCCCGACGGAUGCUGCCGGCAAGACGACGGUCCCGCGCAACCCGACCGGUGCGGGCGGCGCCGGUGGCGCUGCGACGCCUGGCGCUGCCAGCAGCGCGUCGUCGGUCGCCCUCACUGCGUCGGCGGCUGUCGUCAUGGCCGCGCUCCUCCGCUAAGCGCCUCGUUCCGCCAACGUAGUAGACAGAUUACAUACAUCCUCUCUAUAAGAACCCGACGCAAGCGAAGCCCGGUGUGCUAUUUCUCCGC
Messenger RNA from Saprolegnia parasitica CBS 223.65, 1464 nucleotides. RefSeq lists its product as hypothetical. The transcript has a single exon. Lineage: Eukaryota; Oomycota; Saprolegniomycetes; Saprolegniales; Saprolegniaceae. The record is from RefSeq and is a predicted model, not a curated record. The coding region runs from base 36 to 1373 and encodes 445 amino acids.